Molecule: messenger RNA, 1146 nt
Organism: Macrosteles quadrilineatus (aster leafhopper)
Lineage: Eukaryota; Metazoa; Arthropoda; Insecta; Hemiptera; Cicadellidae
Product: tRNA-splicing endonuclease subunit Sen34-like
Exons: 5
Coding region: 134-1069 (311 amino acids)
Biological process (GO): tRNA-type intron splice site recognition and cleavage; tRNA splicing, via endonucleolytic cleavage and ligation
Cellular component (GO): tRNA-intron endonuclease complex
Molecular function (GO): nucleic acid binding; tRNA-intron lyase activity
Source: RefSeq, a predicted model, not a curated record
GCAGGUGUCUGUCGUCGUCGUCGGUUCGUUCGGUUCGGUGUCGACUCGACUCACCUACCUGUCAAGCAAAUCGGCCGUUGUUAUGUUUACAGUUUACAUGUCGAUUUAGUUUGUGUAAGUUUUAGUGUGCAAUAUGCAGAGAGAAAUCAGAAUUGAAGACAAGAGUUUAAUCGAUUCGAGAGAAAUUACUAAAAUAAUUAUCCAAAAUGGGUCAGGAUUUAUUUGGAAUGCCGAUGAUUGGUUGAAACUUCGGGAAGACCACAGAAUUGUUGGUAACCUAACUGGCUGCUUGGUUGGACUUCCGAGGCAGGAAACUUUACAGGGCCUUCCAUUGGUCCUGUUGCCAGAGGAAGUAACUUUAUUGGUCGAGAAAAAAGUGGCCAGACUCAUAGAUGAUUCAAUUCUCACAGAACUUCCACCAGAACAAACUAAAGAGAGAUACAUUUCAUACAAGGAACAGAACAAGAAGGAACAGAUGGAUUGUUAUGAAGAUCAACGACGACAGCAAGUAACUUCCAUGAUUGACAGGAUCAUAGAUGGAAAGCGAAGGAAGUUAUUGGGUCUUAAUACUAAAAAGAGAAAGAGGAGCGAUGAAGGUGAGGUCGGUGAGGAAAAAAUUAUGGACAUUGAACUGGACAGAGAAGAAAUUCUGAAAAAUGAGCUCAAUAAAUCUGCUGAGAAUUUUUCCCCACCAGUCCUUGUUCAAACAUUUACAAGUGAACAAUGGCUGGGUGAUACAGACACCAAGAAAGUUAUUUGGAAGUUCCCAGAAUCUGAUCACGAGAAGCUGAAGUAUUUUGUGUUUAGAGAUUUGUGGGAGAAAGGGUAUUACAUCACUGAUGGUCACAAAUUUGGUGUCGACUAUUUGGUGUACCCAGGUGACCCAGUAAAAUUCCACGCUCAAUUCCUGAUUGUGUGUAUCGAAAGUAACAGCAACAUACCUCCUUCAGAUCUCAUUGCUUAUGCCCGGCUAGGAUCAACAUCAAGAAAAACAUUUGUUAUCGCAAGUAAACUGCCUGAUAAAGAAGACAUAUUUUACAGUUCUUUUCAAUGGAAUGAGAAAAGUUAACAAUGCAAUACAGACUGGGUUUUCAUGAACGCCUAAUUGUGAGUGAAGUGGAAGCUAAUAAAUCAACAAGAAGAUCA